AUGGAGGCUUUCCCCGGCGGCAAGCUGGAGCAACACCGGCACCUCCCGCCCGUGGAGUGCCUGCCGGGCGCCCGCUACGGCGGCCGGAGUCACAGCGCCUGCGGGAACGUCUUCAACUCCUGGAACGACUACCUGGGGCUGGCCACGCUCAUCACCAAGGCCGUGCGCCCCGGCAAGGGCUUCGGCGCCGAGCCCCCCUCGGUGGUGGUGGCGGCCGCCGUGCCGCCGGCCGAGGAGGAGGAGGAGGAAGAGGAGGAGGAGGAAGAGGCGGCGGGGCCGUACUUCGAGGGCGCGCUGGACUUGCACGACCUGGACCUCUGCGGGCAUCACCACCACCACGGCGAGGGCCUGCUGGAGGAGCGCUUCGCCGACUUCAGCCCCUUCCCCGGGCGCGGCGGCCCCGCCGCCGUCGUCUUCGACUGCUCGGGGGAGCACCCGGGCCGGGAGGGCUCGCCCCACGCCUGGGGCGGCGUGGUGGUGGCGGGGCGGCUGCCGACCCACCCGCGGGCCGCCGCCCGCCUGCUCAAACCCGAGCUGCAGGUCUGCGUCUUCUGCCGGAACAACAAGGAGGCCGUGGCCCUCUACACCACCCACAUCCUCAAGGGACCCGACGGCCGCGUCCUCUGCCCGGUGCUGCGGCGCUACACCUGCCCCCUCUGCGGCGCCAGCGGCGACAAUGCCCACACCAUCAAGUACUGCCCGCUCUCCAAAAUGCAGGCGGCCAAACAGCUCAGACACGCCCGGACCGCCCUGGGGAAGAAGGGCCGUUAGGCGCCGGGACCCCGGCGGCGGCCCUGGCCUCCUCCCGGCUGCUCCCUCUGGGGUUGUGGCCUUA
Molecule: messenger RNA, 835 nt
Organism: Gavia stellata (red-throated loon)
Lineage: Eukaryota; Metazoa; Chordata; Aves; Gaviiformes; Gaviidae
Gene: NANOS1
Product: nanos C2HC-type zinc finger 1
Exons: 1
Coding region: 1-771 (256 amino acids)
Biological process (GO): negative regulation of translation; oogenesis
Cellular component (GO): perinuclear region of cytoplasm
Molecular function (GO): zinc ion binding; mRNA binding
Source: RefSeq, a predicted model, not a curated record